UCAUUCUUAGUAAGAAUCGAAACUCACCGAGCUAUAUUUUCAUUUUGAAAAAUAACCUUAAACAUAGGCUUGGAAUUGUUUGUUGAUUUUACGUGUUGAUAAGGUUCAAAGUUUUCGUUGACGUUCGGCGUUUUCUCAAUAAACUUAUAAUCGCCGAUAACGUCGCACGUUGAGAGAUCGCUCUCUCUUGUCUCGAAGUCAUCCUUACUUUCGCCAUUAUCGUGAACGAUUACAAUAUCGUUUUGGCUCUCUUCCAAUUCUAUCACUUCAUCGUCGGUAUCCACAAUAGUGAUCGUGGAAUUCAUAGAGAUUCAAUGGCGCGCCAAUAAUCUUAAUUUUUGGAACUCGAUGCGAAAAGAAGGACUUGCGUAAACAAUUAGAAACAAUACACGCGAUGCGUUACGAACUGAAUUAAUAAAAAGAAAGAUUACACUUAUUUUGAUUUAAUUUAAUACCUUUGUUUAAUUUUAUUCCCACUAGCGUUACUUUUUAUCCGCCAUUUUGGAUUGAAUCAACAGACGUUUGACUUUACCGACUUUACCAACAUGCAGGAUAGCCAACAUAAAUAUAAUAAUAAAUAGUUCUGUUAGUUGUUUAUAAAGACGAAAUUAUUAAUAAGUGACUUUUGUAGAUGGAAAUAAAUGUUGAUGUUUUAGAAAAAAAAUAUUUUAUAUUUUGAUGCAAGUGUUAUAUGAUUUAUCACGUGAAUUGAAACUAAGUCGGUGGAAUUAUCGUAGUUCUUUUUUUUUUUUCUUUUUUUUUUUUCGACUAAUUCUACAAAAUGCCCUUUUUGAAAUGUUUAAAAAUUUCUUCUAGUAAAGAGCAAUCGGAAAGAACCAAAAGAAAUGGAUUACGGUUUUCCAUAUAUAGUCCACAAAAGAAAGUUCUUUUCAAGGCACAUUAUAAAGGCGAAUGGAAGGAUGAUAGGAAACACGGCAAGGGUAUAGAAGUAGACAGAAAUGGUUGGAUGUACGAAGGUCAUUGGUUUUGUGAUCGAAAGCAUGGUUAUGGAGUAUUGAGUAAAAUUUCAAAGGACGGUAGCGUUUGUAAAGUAUAUGCGGGUGAUUGGAUGAUAGGAAAAAAGGAAGGUUAUGGUAAUUUCACUUACGAUAAUGGUGAUUAUUAUGAAGGGGACUUUCAACGUAACAAACGUCAUGGUCAUGGCCGUAUUUGGUACAAAAAUGGCGAUUAUUAUCAAGGCUUUUGGAAAAAUGAUUUUCCACAUGGCAAGGGGAUGCUCAUUAAAGGAAAUGGAAAUCGAUACGAGGGUAAUUUCGUCGAUGGCAAGAAAAACGAAUUCGGUACAUUUUAUCAUUUAGAUACCGGCCAAUGUCAAUAUGGUUAUUGGUCAAACGAUUCUUGCGUUGAUAGUAUAAUGCGAGAUAUUAGUUGGCGACAAUCGGCUUUGCAUCCAACCGCAUAUGCAAUACCGAAAAUAAAUAUAUCGACGAUAUGUUAUUGACAUUCGAUUCAAUUAACUUUUCAUAAUCGUUAAUUAUAAUCAAUGAAUUAUUCGAUUGUUAAAUGACGAUGAUAAUUUUUCUUUUUUUUUUUUUUUUUUUUUCUUUUUACAUAAUAACAAGCAAAACUUCUUUAAUAAUAAUAUCGGCUUUUCAUUACAUAUAUGUGCGAGGAGGAAAAUCAUGCUUUCCCAUUUAGAAACUUUGUUCUUCGAUUGCUCUUCGUAUAAUCACGAAACGUCCUUACUUUCGCGUUAUGCCAUUAACUAGUUUGAAAUUGUAUUAAAGCUAUCGUUACGAGUAGCAACUCGUAUGAUUUUCCAUGUAUGCUUCAUUAAAAUGAAGAAUAAACAUUUCCAAACAUGGUUCUGAUUCUCUCUCUCUCUCUCUUCUCUCUUCUCUCUCUCU
Molecule: messenger RNA, 1868 nt
Organism: Vespa velutina
Lineage: Eukaryota; Metazoa; Arthropoda; Insecta; Hymenoptera; Vespidae
Product: MORN repeat-containing protein 3-like
Exons: 4
Coding region: 782-1462 (226 amino acids)
Source: RefSeq, a predicted model, not a curated record